This is a messenger RNA of Vespula pensylvanica (western yellowjacket), 3662 nucleotides long. It is a transcript of the gene hrg, whose product is annotated as poly(A) polymerase type 3. The record is from RefSeq and is a predicted model, not a curated record. NCBI's taxonomy places the organism in Eukaryota, Metazoa, Arthropoda, Insecta, Hymenoptera, Vespidae. Gene Ontology annotation, molecular function: poly(A) RNA polymerase activity; RNA binding. Gene Ontology annotation, cellular component: nucleus. Bases 551 to 2365 code for a protein of 604 amino acids. The transcript is spliced from 12 exons.
CCGUCAGAGGACGCCAUGUUUAUAGUGUAGGUGGUGUAGUACGAGGAUACGUGUUAUUCAUUAUUUUCGACUAAAAAAAAAAAAAAUAUAAGAAACCGUUACGUUAUUUAUUUACCUCUUUAAGGAUAAUAGAAGAAGUCUCGGGUGCUUACAGGGUGGCUUGAAGUGAACAGUGCGAUAUCUCAAAAAAAAAAUUCGAAUAUUUUCUUUUAUUCGCGCAUUCGAAUGCAUGUCCGACGCGAACGAUCUACAAACUGCGGACAUCGUUCUUUAUGAAUUCUUGUUGCUUCCUUCUAAUUUGUUUACAACUUCUUCACAUUGCUUCGCGAUUAAGCAACGCCCCAAGAACCUGCGUUUUACGCUAGGAGUACAAUUCCCUUUUCAGGAAUCGGCUGAAAUCAUUUAUAGGGGCCCUAUGUUUCCUUAAUGCAGGCAUUUCGGGUUUUUAUAACCUGACAACGCGAUCAAAACGUUCGCUUUUUAUCUUCAACAUGUCUCUGUAUCUUUGACAGAACAAUAAGCGAAAUUUACAAAUAUUAAUAAAUUCAAAAUGUGGCCAACCCAACCGGUUCAAUCCAAUACCAAUAAUACGUCCAAUGAAAAGAACCUUCGUACAUUGGGGAUGACAUCGGCUAUUAGCGUAGCUGAACCAAAACCUAGUGAUCUUACUAGAACAAAUGAAUUGAAAGAAGCGUUAAAACCAUAUAAUGUAUUUGAAUCGGAGGAAGAAUUAAAUCAUAGAAUGGAAAUAUUAAGCAAAUUAAAUGCUUUGGUGAAGCAAUGGAUUCGAGAUACAAGUAUUGCUAGAAAUAUGCCACCUAAUGUCGCAGAUCAAGUUGGUGGUAAAAUAUACACCUUUGGUUCAUAUAGGUUAGGUGUUCAUCACAAAGGUGCUGAUAUCGAUGCCUUAUGCGUUGUCCCAAGGCAUAUAUAUAGAUCCGAUUAUUUUACAUCCUUUUUUGAACUGUUAAAAAUGCAAGAAGAGGUCACAGAUUUAAGGGCUGUUGAAGAAGCAUUUGUACCCGUUAUAAAAAUGAAUUUUGACGGUAUUGAAAUUGACAUGUUAUUUGCAAAGUUAACGUUAAAAGAAAUCCCAGACACUAUGGAUCUCAGGGACGAUAUGCUAUUAAAAAAUCUUGAUCAAAAAUGUGUGAGAAGUUUAAAUGGAUGUAGAGUGACAGAUGAAAUUUUACGUUUAGUACCUAAUAUAGAAAAUUUCAGAUUGGCACUUAGAGCUAUAAAAUUAUGGGCUAAAAGACACGGAAUAUAUAGCAAUGUAUUAGGAUAUCUUGGUGGUGUGUCUUGGGCAAUGCUAGUUGCUCGCACGUGUCAACUUUAUCCUAACGCUGUAGCCGCAACUUUAAUAGAAAAAUUUUUCCUCGUAUUUUCUCAGUGGAAAUGGCCACAACCUGUCCUCUUAAAACAACCCGAUACUGUCAAUCUAGGUUUUCCUGUGUGGGAUCCACGAGUAAAUGUAUCCGACAGAUAUCAUUUGAUGCCGAUAAUUACUCCGGCAUAUCCACAACAAAAUUCCACAUUUAACGUCUCCGUAUCAACCAGAACGAUCAUGCAAGAAGCCUUUGAAGCUGGUUUAUCUAUAACGGAAGAAAUUAUUAUGGGAAAAGCGACAUGGGACAAAUUAUUCGAACCACCAAACUUCUUCUACAAAUACAAACAUUAUAUCGUAUUGUUAGCAAGAAGUUUAACAUCAGAAGAUCAACUCGAAUGGUGUGGACUGGUUGAGUCGAAAAUACGUCAUCUGAUAGGUACGCUGGAAAGAAAUCCUCACAUUACUCUGGCACAUGUUAACCCGGAAGCUUUCCCACCGUUGGAACCAGAGCCAGAUAGACAAUGCUCGAUGUGGUUCAUCGGUUUGCUCUUUGCGAAGAGCGAAAAUUUAAAUGUUGAUCUGACAUAUGACAUAAAGUCAUUCGUAGACGCAAUCGAAAGGCAAGCCGAGCUAAUAAAAAUGCUCAAGGAUGGCAUGUGGAUAGAAGCGAAGCAUGUCAAAAGGAGAGACUUGAACACAUACGUUUCUCCUUCGUUAUUAAAGAGAGAGAGAAAGGUAUCCGGCGGUGUUCACCGAAAUGGAAACAUAGCGGGCAACGGAAACAAUGGUGGCGUUUCCCCAAGAAAUCAAGGAGACGUUACCAGUAGAAAGAGACCAUCGGAUCAAAGUCUCGAAACGUUUUCAAAAAAACGAAAAGUUAAUGAAAACGAUCAACAAGUAACUCAGGGGGAAGACGGGUCGUUAGUGGUUCAAUCAUGCGGAGACGAUAGCAACUCUGGGUUUAGCUUGGAAGAAUACAAACAGACUCUAACAACUGCUAAGGACGUAAGACAUUGUACAUAUAAUGAACAAUAGACAUCGUAAAACAGGAUUAGGAAGGGCCUACAAACGCGUCUACAGUAGCGCAAGAAGGAUAUGUAUGUACUUGACCACUAAAAAGUUACUACCUCACACCGAUCCACAGAUGUUCUUCUGGGCCAUCUAGACUGUAAGCACUUUUCACGCAAAACCAUCCACUGUCCACUGUAAGUGUCCCACGUUAUAUAAAAACAAAGCAACACAUUGAAGAAAGAAAAAAACAGAAAGAAAGACAGACAGACCAGACACACAACCAGGAAAAGCUACCCGUUGGAAUCGAUCGAUAAGCGAUUAUAUGUGAAAGACGCGCUAUAAUCUUAGUGUUUAUAGAAUUAUCGUCACGAGUCAAUGGGAGCAAUUAGGAACGAAAAAAAAAAAGCCCGUACGGUUAUGCCAGUGUCAGUGUUUUCACUCGAUCGCUAAACAUAACGAUUUUGAUUUAAUGACUAAGUGAAAAUUUUAUCGCUGCCCUUCAGACUAAUAUUUUUAUUUUUUUAUUCCAUUUUGUACAUAUCUCUUAAGGUAUCUCUCUUGGCCGCAUAAAAAAGACAGUUCAAAGUCUAAGGAAAUGCAUUAAAGUAGAAGAAAAAUAGCAAUAUUACUUAUGCAAAGAGAAGUAUAUUCUUGUACACAAUACAUUUCUUUAGCUCAUAGAUUUAUAAGUACUCGUCUUUUUUCUGCUAUCUCUUAAAACGUGCCAAGCUUAUAAUUUAGCUUCAGAAUAACUAUUUAAAAAAAAAAAAAAAAAGGAAAUAAAUAAAGUCUUAAGAAAAAAAAAAAAAGCAAAAAAGAAAAAGAAAAAAUAACUCUCUUGUAAAUAGUCGAAUAACGUCCUCUGAAGAGAAAAAUAAUUUUAUAUUUUUAAAGUUGACAUUACAAAUAAUGUUUUAGCUUUCCUUUGUUGUUGUAACAAAGCUAUAACACUAUUCGUGUCGAGUUUCAACUUUAGAAAUAUAAUAAUAAAACAUGACGUUCUUUUCUUAAUUUAGUAUAAUUUGUAUAGAUACUGCAGUGUAAGUUUAGAUCAAAUAUUAUUUUAUGUAAGCGCAGGUUUUUUUUCCUCCCUUUUGCGUUUCUUUAUGUUUUCUAUGUAAUAUGGUCUCUUUACGAUGAAAUCGUCAUGCUGUGAUCAGAAAUCACUGGCAUUGGCAUAAUACAUCUAUGUUUCAUUUACAGAGGCUAUGAAUAAAAUAUGCGAGCGAAUUUCAUACGGUUCUGUAAAUGAAACAUCUUAAGUAGACCAUUGACUAUUUUGCUAAAUAUUCUGUUGCGCAAAUAAAUUUCGUAUAAAAUC